AUGGCCGACGUGGUGAUUUUGGAUGCACUGCAGGCUUUCCACCGAGAAUUGGUGGCCUUGCGUGGAGGCUUUGGAGAUGCAACCGAAAGUCUGAAUAACGAGCUUCUGGUGCGGACAUUCGAAAAAGAGCUGGAGAAGCUGUGGGAGUCCCCUGCAAAGAACGAUGAGAGCCGGAACGUGGUGAAGUCGGGUAGGUUUCCAAAGCACGUCUUUCACCAGGUCAUUCGACGCAAGACUGAAGCUUUCGCAGGAAAACUUUCGAUUGAAGGACAAGAGUACAUCCUCAACGAGAAAUUCCAACAAGACGCGCUUUUAUUGUCUGAUGAACUCGACCUCGACGAACUCGAAGCUGCAAAGUGCCUCCUCGAAUCGCAAGAUGACCCGGCUGUUCUGGGUCGAUCUCUGGUGGAAUGUGGCAUCAUCCGCUUUCACCAACAGCGCAAAUAUACUUUGGAUGCGUUGAGGCUAUUGUUGGAGUUGGAUAGCAUUGAAGACGUCACAGAGCAAUCCGGUGCUCUAGAAGCCAUCAAGAUGUUUGUUGCCGCCAGGUUGUUUCAGUCCCCGCCGAGGGGGGCCAAACGACACGUGCCACGAUGUAUGGCAGCAAUGGGAAAAAUCAAAAGCUCGCUGCAACGGCUGGCAGACAAGAUUGCCGCCGCGCAAGCUCUCAGUCAAGUCAAGUCUGACCAACUCUCUGAAGAGAUGGAGACCGUUGAGUUCUCUCGGGUGAGCUUGAUACAGCAGCACGAACUUUUGGGAGUUGUCCUCUGCCGUCUGGUCGAGAAGCGACAAGCCGAUGUAUCGGAUUUUAUGGACUUUGUCUCUACGCUGAACAAGUUGGACAAGUACGAUAAUCUGCUUGCGCAUUUGGUUCCCGCAAUGGGAGCCUACAUCUCAGUAUUCGGGUCCACUGAAGGAGGCUAUGACUUGAUCAAAGCACGAGAAAUACACAGCAAACUUUCCCCCCCCGCAGACGAUUCGACAUGGCCGCUGCCUCAUUUUCAUGCCGCAUUCAGGGCCUGGUGGCUCGCUGAAUACAGCGGAUUUUAUCUUGAUGAUCCGCCCGAGGCAGCUAUUCCUCCCGGAACCGACCUAGACGAAGAGGAUCGCCAACGAUCGAAACAGUUCUUGGACGCCCUGAAGGAUGGUGCUUUCGACUUUCUGCUCUCAGUUGCCGGAGAUGUUAAACCAGCUGACUGGCAUGACUCAGUUCGUGUGGGCAUGCGGAAUUGGCUCACAAGAAAAUCAUCUGCCCUGACGGCUGAAUUCGUGCAGUUUGCAGGAUUCUUUCAGCUGUGCCUCAUGUCGCAAAUCGAAGUAUUUGUAGAUGCAUUCAUAUCAAAUCUUCCAGACGUCCUGAGAAAACUCAGAGUAGAGGAAGAUGAGCAAAGACAGCUUAGCCAAGCACAUGAGCAAGACCUAGACUUGGAACGAUUCCUCCUUAUUAUUGCUUAUUCCUAUGAAGGACGUGAAGAGGCGGCUGCAAACUUCUGGUCAGACCCAGACAGUAAUCUUGCGGGCUUCAUGCAUUGGGCGUCCAGGAGAGCUUCCACCCCCCUGGUCACGGCCUUUUGUGAAAUGCUUCAAGCCAUAGCUGGAAACGAUGAAUGCGCCACGGCUGCUCACGAGUUCCUCCUCGAUGAUGGCCACCAGUCGUCGGGGAAGAUGAGACGAUCUCAGUCAUUGACCUGGACACAGAUUUUCAGAGAGCUAGACUUCUUCUCUGACAAGAUCAGACAAAAGCCUACAACAACACAGACAUCCCGGUUCCGCACUGGUAAGCCAGGUAACGAACAUGUCGAGACAGAGCCAGAAUCCGCCAUGAUGCUCGAGUGUUAUUUGCGCUUGAUGGCCAAGCUCGCUACCGAGAGUGAAACUGCGCGGGUAUUUCUACUUCAAAAUCCAAACUACAAUCUGGUUGACGUGCUGUACGAGCUGGCAAGCAGCCCAAUCCCCCCAAGACUUCGCGGAUGCGUCUUCAUGGCGCUCAAAGCUCUCAUGUCCAGAAAGACCAUGCAAGAAAACCUCGCAAUGUGGACGUGUCUGGAAAACUGGAUCACUGGCGGCUACGCAGGACCUGCCACGGGACCCCUGAGACAGGCUCAACCUGCGCCUCUCAUUUCCAUGGAUAGAAUUCUGGAUGAAAUGAGCAGUGGCUUUGAAGAUUCGGAGUCGUUUGUUCAAUUGCUACUGUCACUUGUUUCACCCGCAAUAGACAGCAGUCCUCUCAACGACACUCUACCGUUUCCGGAGACCCUGGGCUCAAAUUCACGAAUUCCCGGCGUCGAGGUCUACGUUGACUUCGUGAUAGGACUGGUUUUCGCAAGCAAAGCACAUGAGCUCCAAGACAAGCACCAGUUGCGCGUACUGAGGCUAGGUUGCCUUGAUUUCAUGCUGACGUGUUUGUCGACAUUCAAUGAAGACUUGAUUGUGAUUACAAGCGAAACCACAAUCAACAUUGACUCUGUCAUCUCGACCACUGACCUUGCAACCUACGUUCGGAAGCACCCGUUUGCCCGGGUCAUGGAAUGGAUGUUCAACGACAAGGUCAUGACCGCACUGUUCAACACGAUCCACCAAGAACCCGCUGAUGUGGGCAAUGCCGCUCCUGACUCGCCCUUGAUUCUCGGUAUCUUGAGAGCCGUUGAAGUCAUUUCCAAAGUCCUCGACCUGGAGGCGACGUAUCUGGACCUGGUGAGGCCGCUCAUCAAAGCGGAAGUCGGAGCAAGACGCCAACCGGUUGCAAAUGCUUCAUAUGCUUCAUUCCAGGAGGGACUAGUCACUAGGUUGCACCUUGUCGUGGACCUCGGCAAUUACUGUGGCAUUGGACACCCAGAUCUCACCUUGGCAUGCCUCAAACUUCUCGAGAAAAUGUCUUCAUCAUCAAAGAUUGCAGCGACUUGGUCAGGGUCCGGUCGUCAAUCGCACCGUAACAAAGCCAUCGUGGCCAUGGAAGCAAACGGCGAACAUGAAUCGAUCUCACGAAGCUUCUCGUCAGAGCUCAAUGCACCUCUAGAAGCAGGGCGUGAGGCUGAGUCCCCGAACUACGUCACCAAAAUCUACAUCCUAGAUUUCCUCCUUCAGUGUCUUUCUACAACCCCGAAAGAACCAACCAUUGCACAUUUGCUGCUUGGCUUCAAGUGUGGCGUGGACUCGAUCACGAUUGAGAGCAACAGUGCGUUUGCAAAUCAAACAUCCUUAUUUCACACACUUGUUCGACUGUUGAUGGAAAUCCCGUCCGAAGAUGCCGAGGGUAUGAGGCGAUGGCUUAUUGCGAUCAAGUCCAGAGUAAUGCGUAUCCUUCACAUUCUCUGGAGCUCCCCCCUAUCCGCGCCCUUGGUGAUUGAUGAAUUGAGAGAAAACGAGUUUCUGUUUCACCUUCUCAUUCGUGAGACUGUCAUUCAGCCCGAACUGCUUUGGGAAGGCCAGAAUGUCGCAUCAUUACACUUCCCCGUUACCGACGGUGCCCCGACUCUCGUCGACUUUCUGACCACAAGAAGCUUGGCCUUGGAAUAUAUGGCCAUGGAGUUGUGCAUGAUUUCCCAAGGUCGCAUACCGAGCACAAAGCGACGGGCUUUUGAGGCUCUGAACGGGCAAGUCAUCGGCGACGACAACCAACCCAUCCAAACACCAACUGUUUUUGACUUGUUCGACUUCCUCCUCCCCGAGGGGAUCUGGGAUAUUCCGCCUCCCCCGCUCCAGUUUUACAAGGACGUGGAUGUCACCAUCUGCUUGGAAGACGACGCCGACGGAAAUACCAUUCAUAACAUUGAUCGAGUCAAGGAGAUAUUGCUUCUAAAACGAGUGGAGUUCCAGACUCAAGGCAGCGUCCUCUCUGUCCAGGAGCUUGCCAUGACGGAAAGAGAAGAGGGGAUGAUUAUUGAAUAUCUCAUUUCCAUUGACCGUCAGAACCAGAUCGCGACCCAAUGUCUGAGAGUGCUCAAGUCAUGGACCCGACUGUCGCUUGUCAUGGUCGAGUGCAAUGACUUCAAAGGCACAGCCCGAACAUCUUUUUUCCUGCAAGCACUGCAGGCCGUGCUACCCAGCCUCGAAGUAUUUGCUUCAGACCGACCGAAAGAGGCUCUGGAGCUGGCAAAACUAGCCCGAGUAUUGCUGUCCAAGCUAGACUUGAGCAGUCAAGACAUGUCGGACAAGAACGGUCGAUCGAUUGGCAACCUGGUGAGCGACAAACUGUACCAACUUUUUCAGAUUUGUCUGCAAGCAACUGGAAAGUGGGCCGGCACAUCUGAACUGCGGUCGGUGUAUUACGAGAUCUGCUACCGAUAUCUCGCCGGCAUAUCUGCGCAGGGUGCGCCGAGUCCCAACCGUCCCAAGACGACAAAGACUAUCCAGGUGUACGGCGAGCGACUGAUCAAUGUGAUUUGCGACGACGCGUAUUGCGGGGAGCCGACGUGUCAGUCAUCGGCUCUCGUUCUCCUGAGCUCCCUCGUCAGUGUCGGCCGGCAAGAAAACGACAGCCACGUAAUCGAGACUCUCAACAAGCUCAACUUUAUUGGCGUUCUAGUCGAUUCUCUUCGCAACAUCAUGCAAGAAUGGCACGACGCCUACACGGCCGGUAAGCUCUUCUGCCGCAGUCAAAACGACCGUCAUGUCCCCGUGCCGUCUAACCAAACACCGUCUCAACCAGGCCACACCAACCAGCAAAACUACCAAAACGCCCGCCUUGCGCUCCUCCUCGAAAUGGCGCAGUCCCGCCACGGCGCCAAAUACAUACUCUACGCCAACCUCUUCCGCGCUAUCGACGCGAGCGGCCUCUUCACCGCGGACCCCGAACUGCAGAGUGAUGUGCGGAACUCACAUGCGCUGGAGCAGCACUACGACCUCUUGGCAAAGGUCGUCCGCAUCAUUGGCGCCGCCCUACUCAGCAGGGGAAGUCACAACAUCAUCCAGGGGCGCAGGUUCCUCACGGACCACAGGAUGCUAGUGACUCAUACACUCAAGAGAAGCGCUGGCAUCGGCGGGGGUGUGGACAACGAGGCAUUGGAUGACAAGGUUAGCGACCUUGCCGAUGCGCUCAUGGUUGUGAUUGCUGCAACCGGCUUCUUGGAGUAUGAAAAUGAAGCCGUAGCCGAGUCGAUGAAGCCGAACCAAUCACUGUUCCAUUGA
Metarhizium album ARSEF 1941 is the source of this 5127-nucleotide messenger RNA. RefSeq lists its product as uncharacterized. Gene Ontology annotation, biological process: nuclear pore organization. The transcript has 3 exons. Lineage: Eukaryota; Fungi; Ascomycota; Sordariomycetes; Hypocreales; Clavicipitaceae. Gene Ontology annotation, cellular component: nuclear pore; nuclear pore inner ring. The coding region runs from base 1 to 5127 and encodes 1708 amino acids. Gene Ontology annotation, molecular function: structural constituent of nuclear pore. The record is from RefSeq and is a predicted model, not a curated record.